Messenger RNA from Cryptomeria japonica (Japanese cedar), 477 nucleotides. RefSeq names its product lachrymatory-factor synthase-like. The coding region runs from base 1 to 477 and encodes 158 amino acids. The record is from RefSeq and is a predicted model, not a curated record. The transcript has a single exon. Lineage: Eukaryota; Viridiplantae; Streptophyta; Pinopsida; Cupressales; Cupressaceae.
AUGGCGAGCUCCAAAUGGCAAGGCUCUGUAGAAACCAAUAUCAUGGCGACGCUGGAGAGCGUGUGGAAGAUAACAAAAGACUUUUACGACAUACACAAGUGGUUUCCGGGCAUGAAAUCGUGCGAAAGAGUAGAAGGAGCGCCUGAACAGGGCGUGGGCUCUGUGCGCUGUUGUAUAACAUCCUUCCUAUCCGAUGAGGAGAGCAGCGAUUUUUUCUUCAUAGAGGAGCUCAUCGCUCAGGACGAUACUAAACAUUGUUGGACUCUUCGCCUGACCGAUACAGACUUUCCGAGCUUUAGGGGUUACCAGGCUACCAUUGAAGUCUGUGAAGCAGAGGAAGAUGGCAACUGUUUGAUGAAAUGGUCAUACGAGAUGAACCCCAUCGAUGGGCGUUCAAAAGAGGAGAUUGAAGCCCUUUGGAGCUCUAUUCUCAUUGGCAAGGCCAGGAUUGUGGAACACCUCGCUUCUUCGCAGUAA